AUGGGUUCAGAUGUACGUGACCUAAACUCUCUGCUGCCCCCGCUUCCUACGGGCCAUAGCCCCAGCUGCCCUGCCCUGCCCGUCAGCUCAGCCCCUCAAUGGGCUCCUGUCCUGGAUUUCCAUACCGCUGGAUCUCCUUAUCCUCCCCUUGCAGCCACCCACACCUCCCUAGGACAACACUCCUUCAUCAAGCAGGAGCCCACCUGGGGUGCUAACACUGACCCCCACCACCAUGACGCUGACCCUCACUGCGGCCUCAGCGCCUUCACUGUCCAUUUCUCUGGGCAGUUCACAGGGACUGGGGCAUGUAGGUAUGGAACAUUUGGGGCGCAACUACCUCCGCCACCACCCACUCAACCCCCAUCUGUGGCUGCCCCACACCACCACCACCACCACCAGCCACCCAGCAGGAUGUUCAGCAACCCACCGCACCUGACCAACUGCAUGGACACACAGCAAGCAGUCCGCAACCAGACAGGUUACAGUGCAGUUGCAUUCGAUGGAGCUGGUAAUUACAGUCAAAUUCCUACAUACCAGGGCUCCCAGUUCUCCAACCACUCCUUUAAACAUGAAGACACUUUAACCCAGCAAAGCACUAUGGGUGAGCAGCAGUAUUCUAUUCCUCCUCCGGUCUAUGGAUGCCACACACCUUCAGACAGCUGUUCAGGCAGCCAGGCUCUUCUGCUGAGAAACCCUUACAACAGUUAUAAGAGCUUUGGGACGCUCCUUAACAUGGCGGAUCUAGAACCACUUACAGUUCGGCUGAGGAGCGAGGACCGAGAAGACAGCAUUUGA
Messenger RNA from Labrus bergylta (ballan wrasse), 795 nucleotides. Lineage: Eukaryota; Metazoa; Chordata; Actinopteri; Labriformes; Labridae. The record is from RefSeq and is a predicted model, not a curated record.